AGCGCAAUCGGGACACGCCUGCUCUAUCAGUACCUGAAACUUAAAAAAAGCUAUCUUUUUGGGCAGAGCUUCCCCGUCCGCAUAGCAUAAGCCAUUACAGGUGCAGGAAGUACCGGAGUACCCGUUCUCGUGAGGGGUUUGGCGCCAGCGAUCGAAAAUGUGGAUAGCUCCCGUUUUUGUACCAGGCGGCUCUAUAUCAAUUUCUUCGAAGUUUUGACGUCUCCGGCAUAAAAACGGCCAAUAAUAUUUUCCUUGGGCCCCUCCCUCAAGAGGGCUGACCGUGAAAUGCCACGUGGUCUGGGCGCAAACAAACCAGGGACUUGGUAACCGAGCAAAUUCUUUUGGGCAGCAUUUUGCAUUUUUGGCGGAAAAUCCUGCUAGAAUAUGGGUGGCGCUCCUGUUUGGUAAUCGUUUAUGGAUUGAUAUAAGGUUGGCAAAAUGAUAGGUACAUCAGUAAAAAGUUGUGGACAAAAGAAUUUAGCUGAUGAUGGAAAUCGUGUUUGGGAUGAUGAAAUCCGCAGUAGGCUGAACGAAGAAUAUGAUGACUGGAAAGAUCCAAAGAAAACACACAUGGUUCCACCUUCCUUUAAAGGCAUGAAUAAUGAUGCAGAUGUAGGGAGAAAAGCAGAGGAAAAGUUUUAUAAUCUUCUACAUGAACAUGGACAGAAUAACAAUGAGCCCAUGUUUGUUGUUCACUCCUUUGACUUCAGUGCGCAUCUACCAGACAGUGAUAGAGAAAGGUCAUGGGUCAUGGGAGAGUCUGACUUUGUCGUGAUCCAUCGAAUGCAUGGUCCAAUUUUUUUCCAAGUGAAAGCUACAUCAACAGGCAAAACUUACAAAGAGGCAGAAGGGCAGAUUCGCAAGGACAAACUUGAAUUAGAAAAUUUUUUCAAAAGGAUGGUGAAUGGAACCAUUUCUUCAAGAAAAGCAACAGAGACAUUUAAGAACUAUCCAGGUUUUGUUGUGAUGCCAAAUUGUCCUCGGGGUCAGCAGUCAGUUUGCACACGAGAUAAUGUCCUUUGUCAAGAGGAUUGUUCCAGCUUAGAGGCAUUUUCCAGGUGGUGGGAUGAGAAGAUUGGAGGGGCACAACAUCCAUCACUUGAUCCAACAAUCUUUGAGUACUUGGUAAUGUGGUUUGUGGGUUCGAUUCACACUGGCCAUUGUCUCAGCUACUCCAUUGAUAAAAGCCACAACAUGCUUGUAAUCAGAACCAGAGAACAGUUGAAUGCAUUACUGAAUACAACACCUGAACAAUGGAUAACUGGUCCUGCUGGUAGUGGAAAGACAUGGUUGCUUAUGGAGAAAGUCAAGAUGCUUGCUAAAAAAGUCCUUCUCCAUGAAAUGGAAGAGAAGAUACUUGUUGUUUGUUACAACAAGCCCCUGUCGAAGAUGUUUUUAUCGACAUUUAAACAACACUUGAAUGACUUGUUGCAAAAUGUCAGUGAAGAUUUGAGUUCAGUAGUCAAAGUGGUGACUUUUGAUGAGCUCCUCUAUGAGAUAACUAAGGUGAAGUCCGGUGAAUCUGAUCAGGAAAAAAGGGAACAUGUUGCCAGAGCUGUGAAACUGUUGGAGAAAGGAACUGCUUCCAUUCAACAGUAUGACCAUAUAUUUGUUGAUGAAUGUCAGGAUCUGUGUGGUGACAAGUGGCCAAUUCUUUUUGAGAAGUUGCAGAAAGAUGCUGAUGACCUGUCUGACGACAGUGAUGAUGAAGCUGAAUGCAAACACAUCUGGUUCUUGUACGACACUAACCAGUAUCUCAGGUUAUCAGACCAGCAACAUCAGUUCUUCAAAAAGAAUCGCAAGAAAACCACCAGACUCUCUAGUGUGCUUCGCAACACUGGAAAUGUCUUCAAACAGUCAAGCAAGUACUACAGGUCAAAAGUAACUGAAGAACUUCAGUUAGGACACAGUGAAGAUGGCUUGCCAAUCAAGUUCGAUGACUCACUUACAAGUACAAAGGACUCAGAGUAUCAAGGUGCAGAGGCCAUAGAGAAACACAUUUGUAAACUCCGCCUACACAAUGUUAAAGACAGGGACAUCUGCGUGCUGGUGAAGAAUACAGCGAUUCGUGAUGAGCUCAAGUCUAAGCUAAAACAUCUUAAAGUAAAGACCCAAGAUGCCGAAGAACUGUUUGACACCACAACAGACCAAAACAAUGUCAUUGUUGAAAGCAUAUGGCGAUUCAAAGGCUUGGAAUCAAAAGUGAUCAUCCUUUACAACCCUCCCUUUUUUGAAGAUAAGGACUGGACAAUUAAGACAACUAAGGAAAUUCUUUACACGGCUGUUUCCAGAUGCUUUUGCUAUCUGGUAGUGAUCACAACAAAACAAGGCUGUAAGGCGUUGCAAUCACCAAUGGGGAUACACGAGAAAACCAGUAGUGCUGGCAGCCAAAAGAAUUCUGUCAUGUUACAUAGUUCUGAAGAUCUGGCAUCAGCGAAGAGAUCACAGUGCAAUGCUUUGUUUAAGGAAGCCUUUGGAAAAAGAGCUAUUGAAAGCCAAUAUGAGAGUGGUCCUCCAGAACCUACUUACAAGCGGCACUUUAAAGAUGAUGGUGAUGAUGAUGGGGGCAAAGACGAGGCACAUAUUUCUCCGCCAAAACUUUCCCGAAUGGAGAAAGCCACAAUGCAUCGACAGUAUGAGUUGAGCAAAAGAUCUAGUGAGGAACGCCCCCAAAAAGUACCUGGCAGUAAUCUUUUGGAACCUGGAGACCCCGAUAUAAAGGAUUCCAUAAGAAAUAAUGCAUUUGGUCUGCUCAAUGAGACAGUGGAGCAGAACCUGCAGCACAUUCCUGGUCCCAGUAACCAAGUUUCAAAUUCAGAUGUAACAUCAGUUGUUGCAGAGAUUGAGUAUGAGGUGUACUGUAGCAGACGAAAGGAGUGUAACCAAAGAAAUUACACAAAAGAACUCAGAAACUUAAAAAGGGAAAUUGAAAAAUGCAACAGAAGUCAGACAAGCCAUGAGAGUGUUAAGAGAGCCCUCAAGGUCAGCAUGAACACAUCUUGAAAAGGCACGUGCUUGCCUACUGGCAGUACAUACUUUACUUAAGGGCUGCAAUUGACAGUUGGUCAUGCAGUAGACAAUGACCCAAAUUUUCCCAAAAUUGAAAACUGACUACCGUUACCCACAUGCAAUGUACAUGUAUCGAUCAAAUAGAGACAUCAACACCCCAAAGCACAUUUCACUGGCUGACAUGCCCGAAGGGAUGGGAAGUUGACUUAAUUGUUGUUGUUUUCUGGGAUGGGGGAUUUGACACGUGAUCAUGUGUUAGGGGUGGGGUGAGAAUUUGACCAAGUUCCUCUAAACGAUGGUGAAGACAAAUUUUGUUUAUGACUUUUAUUUUUUAGUACAAAAACAAUACCUCAGAGACCUGUUAUUUUUUACCAUUUUUGUCUCAGGGGUAAGGGACAUUGAUUGCCUUAUGUGGCAAUAAUGGUGCCAUGUAUCAUCAUCAUCAUCAUCAUUCCUCAUCAUGUCAUGGGAUGCAUAAGGUAUUAUAAUAGUGGUAUGGUGGGGCAAUAAUUUGAACACCAGUUUUUGGGCAUAGGGGUUGGAAUUUAAAACUGAAGACUUCCAAAGUUCAAACAGACCAUAUUCGUAUCCUUGGUAUUGGACUAGAACUAGCUUGCAACUGAGGCUAAUGCGGGGAGUAUUUUCAAUUGCAAAUGACAUUUAAUCUCUCUUUUAA
Messenger RNA from Orbicella faveolata, 3685 nucleotides. RefSeq lists its product as uncharacterized. Lineage: Eukaryota; Metazoa; Cnidaria; Anthozoa; Scleractinia; Merulinidae. The record is from RefSeq and is a predicted model, not a curated record.